AAAGUAAAAGCGUGAACAGUCUGAGAGUAAAACAGCGUUACAACAUUUGACUCCUGACCAGAAGAAAAGAAGUCCCAGAAGACAGUGAGCUCUCUUAACAUGAUGCCUACAGCUACAGGCAUGUCCCACAUGAUACCCAAUCACGUUCUGAGAGUGGGUCAAACUAUCCGCCUGGACUCGGCACAGGAGACAGUCAAUCAACAUCCCAGUCUCACAGAGCCUAACGGUAACCAUGGUGACUCCGAUCUCGACAUUUCCCUGGAUAAUCUCAACCAGCUCAUCCUGGAACUGGAUCCGACAUUUGAGCCCAUUGAGGUCAACAAACCCCCCCCAUGUGUCAGCCCUCCUACAGAUGGCUUCUGCUCAGAUGAAGAUGUCUCCCACUGUGUGCUGGUCCCACGAGGAUGCUCUCCUGGCUCCCCAGCCAACAUGAUCCCAUCUGUGUCACCCAGUAUACCCAUCCCUACACAGAGCAGUCUCAGCUGCAGUCCCCAUGGCACACUGGUGUUCUCCAGCUCCCCUACAUCCUCCCUGCCUCCCCUGCCAUGUGGAAGCGUGCCCCGUCGAAAUCCCUCACCGAAGAAUGACAUAGCCUUUUCCCAAGGAUCCCUGCGCUUGUCACACUCCAACAGAAAUAGUGCUGUCUCGCUCCUCUCCAUGUCAACAUGCUCAGACACCAGCUACAUGCUUGGCAGCAACCUGUCCCUGGCCAGUGAAGAUGCUGACUCUCCAGAGUCCAUCCUUACUUGUCCGUCCGGCUCCUUCAGUGAUGGGUCCAGAAUAAGGCCAUUUGAUAGCAGAUACAGCCCAGACAAACCCACGCUGACAAAGCAGCUUCACAGUAGAGGAGCGCAGAGCAGUCCUGCUUCACUCUCUGGCUCCUUGACCGAUAUACCUGUGCUGCUAGUCAACGGUGCACCACAGCCAGAGCUGCACAUCAAGUCUCCUGGACCAGAAUUUGACUUGAUACAGAUGAUGACUGCGUCCAGCCCAAAGCCAUGUUCUCCUCACAGUUUCCAAGCCCGGUUUAAUGGCAGCCAGCCCUCAAUGAAAUUUGUCAUGGACACUUCAAAGUUUUGGUUUCGUCCACACAUCAACAGAGCAGAAGCUGAGGCCCUGGUGAAGGACAAAGAAGCAGGAACAUUUGUGGUGAGAGACAGCACCUCCUACAGAGGCAGCUUCGGUCUGGCCAUGAAGGUGGACCAGACUUCAGACAACUUCACUGCUAGCGCCUACCCAGAGGAGAGCCGUUCCGAUCUGGUCAGACACUUCCUCAUUGAAUCAUCGCCUAAGGGUGUGCGCCUUAAAGGCUCUUCUCAGGAACCGUACUUUGGUAGUCUCUCUGCACUUGUUUACCAGCACACUAUUUCUGCUUACGCUUUACCCUGCAAAUUACUGCUCCACCCCCAAGAUCAGGGAGCAGCAGAAGAGAGAACGAAUGACAACGCAGCAUCAGAGGACAAGAGUAAAACAGCUUGCAAUUUUAUCUACCUGAAUGCUGUCCCCACUGAGAUGCUGACGGGCCCUUGUGCAGUGCAGAAGGCAGUGACCUCCACAUUCAAGAAGCCCUCGGGCUCUUUUAUACCAACCAUAGUAAAUAUGAAGGUGUCUUUGAAGGGUGUCACACUGACAGACAUCAACAGGAAGCUCUUCUUCAGGCGCCAUUACCCUGCUCACCUCCUUAGCCACAGCAGUGAAGAUCCAGAUAACCGACUGUGGACGAAAGGUUCCAGUUUUGGUGCAAGGAUAUUUGGCUUUGUGGCAAAAGGUGUAGAGGCUGGCAUGGAGAAUGUGUGCCACGUCUUUGCAGAAUAUGACCCUCUGCAGCCAUGCAACAAAGUCAUUGAGGUUAUGCAGGCUGCCAUAACAAAGACAUAGACACAUAAGGACAAGGACUACAACAUGAUAAUAUGAAAGGGGUCUUAAGGUCCUACCUACCUACACUGUAUCUCACUGUACUUUUCAACAUAAGUGUCACAACUACUGCUGUUGUUAAACUGGACAAUUUACUGUAUCUGCUGGAUUACAAUAACAGUAAAACCUGACUACUCAGCCUCGUGCGAUGGUCUGACGAUGAAAGCCAUGUUAAGACGGGUAACUGUGGCAUGUGGCUUAUAUGAAGAUAUACAAGACUGAAUAGCAACAUUUAACUGUAAUUAAAUUACACGCUAUCACUAUUUGAAACAAACACAACAAUACUGAUGUAAGUCUUAAUAUAUGAAGCUUGCGAAACAUGAUUUCAAUGUAAUGUUUUUGUAUAAAAUGUUAGCAAUAUCGACUAGGGCUUGGUAAAGCAGUUGAUUUGUCUAAUUCCUUGAUGCCGAAUGAUUCCCGUGUAAAUUCAGAUGUCAGUGUGCACUAGCCAAUACUUUAAAAUAUAGUGAUGAGGGAUUUUGAAGGUUCUGUUAAUAGACUUGAAGAAAAACAGCCGACAUACUGUCAUGUCCUUUCAUUUCAAAACAGAAACUUGGCAGAUACCUUAUGUAUAGUUCAGAAUGUAUUUAUUGUACUGCACUGUAAACAGUUCUUCCUCUGUAUAUUCGUGUAUUUUUUAAAUUGUUAUGAUGAAAAAUAAACAUGUUAAACCUG
This is a messenger RNA of Larimichthys crocea (large yellow croaker), 2589 nucleotides long. Its product is annotated as tensin-4. Gene Ontology annotation, molecular function: protein binding. Gene Ontology annotation, cellular component: focal adhesion. Lineage: Eukaryota; Metazoa; Chordata; Actinopteri; Sciaenidae. Bases 100 to 1878 code for a protein of 592 amino acids. The record is from RefSeq and is a predicted model, not a curated record. The transcript is spliced from 13 exons.